AUGGCAACAUCGCCCAAUCUUCAAACGGUUGCGACUGGCGCCGAUGCAGCGUCUCUGGCGAUCCAUCGGGUUCGCUUUGUUAAUUGGUCGCCUUCCACGGUAACAGCCAUCGCCGUAUCCCCCACUUUUUCAGGUAGCGCAAGAGGGCUUCUCGCCAUCGGUCGGCAGAAUGGCAACAUUGAACUUUGCACCUGGAUCGGUUCUCGUGCAGCGCAAAAGUCCGACUUGGACGACAGAUGCUUCCAGUCGGAUGCUGCCGGUUGGGCUGUCCACACCGUCCUGCCCGGUCAGACCAACUCCAAGAUCGAGCAGCUCUGCUUCGUCAACCCUCCUCAUCAAGACCCGACUGAGCCACGCAAGCUGCGUCUGUUUAGCAUCUCUGGCGGCUCAAUUGUCACCGAGCACUACAUCCCGCUUCAGCUUGCUAAGCUCGGUGCGCGAAGAGACGCCGAUGUUGACCAACACGCUCAGUCCACCAAAUCGAGGCCAGGCAACGUCUCUCAGCUCUUUGGAUCCAAGUCUGCUUCGAACCUCGACCCGCACUACCCGGGUGAGACUAGGUGCUUGCCUUCGCUUGCUGGCGCUGUAUGGAGCAUGGCGCCCAGCGCUACGGGCAGAUACCUUGCUCUUGGCUGUGAGGACGGUUCGGUGCGGAUCAUCGACCUCGAGAAUGACCGCUUCGAGCACCUCGCCAGCACAUCCGCUCAAGACCGCAAGAUCGUACCUCGAUUCGGCAAGGCAAAGGGCAAAGUCAUCAGCCUUUGUUGGGGUCCUCCUGUUCGCUCCCGCCAGCCAUCCUCGCAACGCACGUCAUCGUCCAGCAGUGACGACAGCGACAACAGCGACAACAGCGACGACGAAGACCAUGACGAUUCCAAGAAUUGGCACGAGUCGUUCCUUGUUGGUGGACUGGCUCUGUCCACCGCCGUGGUUUGGCACGCUUCCACAGGCAACAUUGUCACCAAACUUGCACUCCAAAAGAACCGCACCGAGUCGACCAUCGUUUGGAGCGUUGCUACUCUUCCCGAUGGCACCAUUGUCACGGGCGAUUCCACGGGGCGCGUCACAUUUUUCGACGCGCAAACUCGCACCCCGAUUCCUGAAGCAAGUUUCCGCGCGCACGCUGCGUCUUCGGACGUGCUUGCGCUGUGUAUCGGACCGGAUGGUAGGACGGUGUACAGUGCUGGUGUCGACCAAAAGGUGGCGGAAUAUACCAAGAUCGACGCGGCCAACGGUGGUGCGCGCUGGAUUCACAUGGCAUCCAGACGAUUGCACGCACACGACAUUCGAGCUCUGGCGCUCGACCCGGCGUACUCUGCCUUGGACGCGGCGCAAGCCAUCGGCGAGGGGCGCCGGCUAGUACCGAGCCGUCUGCCUGUGCUGCUCAGCGGUGGUGUUGAUUUCAACCUGGUGCUCACCCCCGCAGCACCACCGUCGGCGAUCGUCAAGGCGCAAAAGUCGUCCACGAUCGCUUCGAUCCCUUCAGCACGCGCCAAGGCGGAAAGAGCAACGCUCAACAAGGUCGAGCAGCAACACGCGUCGAUCAAUCCGAUCUCAUCGAACCCGCUCACCACGUUUGCCGAUACGACGCAACGACGUGUGCCGUUUGUACCCACGACCUCACGCAGCGGUUUGCUCGGUGGCGGAUCGGUGGCGGCUCUCUGCGCUGGCAAAGGCUGGAUUGUGCUUCGGCGCGAACAGUCGGUCGGCAUCUGGGACCUCGGGAGCGCUUCGGAACUGGUUUCGCUCGCACACGCGUCUCAGGCGGGUGAGUCGCUGGAGCAGCGCUCGCCAAGCUGGGCAAAGCUGCUCGAAAUCGAGGUCAAGGUGGAUUCGAACCUGGUUUGCGUCGCGAUCAGUGGCGACGGCCGAUACCUGGCGCUCUCGGAUCUGUACGAGACCAAACUGUUUCAGCUGAAACUGCGUCGUCGAGCCGACUCGGAAGCGGUCGAGCUGGAGCCCAAGAAGAUCAAGAGUUUCAGCCGUGUUUUGGGGGGACACGAGAACGUGGCGCCGGCAGCAAGCGCGUUGAGGUUUUCGCCCGAUUCAACGAGGUUGGUGGUGUGUUCGUUGAGCGGGGCGUAUGUGCAUGUGCUCGAGUUGGCGUCGGAUGCCAAUGCGCACACGUGCAAGCUUCUGCGUAGUUUCGGUCACCAUCGUAGAGCUGCAGCGACAGUCGAGGAUCAAAGAACGAUCGCUGGUCGCAGACUCAACGGCGACAAGGCCGAGCGGGAUCGUGUCGAUUCACAUUCUCAGACGCAACGCGUGGAAAGAACGACAUCCACCAUCAUCCAGCAUGCCGAGAUCUCGCAUGACGGUGCGUGGCUCUGCACGAUCUCGUCGGAUCUGCAGCACCACAUCUUCUCACUCGACUCGCUCAGCUAUGCAAGGACGCUGCCGUCGGCGUCGAGCUUGCCGUCUGGCGUGGUGUUCCACCCUUCCAGCUCGGCGCAGUUCAGCAGCAUGUUGACGCUCGUGUUUUCGGACAACAAGCUGGAAUUCUGGGAUGUGGAGAGCGGAAAAGAGCUUACCAGAGACCCGGUGCCGACGAAUGCAGCAGCUAAGCAUGUCGGCGAAAACGCAAGCAGCCGCAGUCAACGCAAGCGAGCCAGCCAGCAAUCCCGCUCCACACCCAGCGCUGGUCUUGCUGAUGCCAUGGCAGCUACCGACUCGCGCACCGCACUCGUCGACAACCUCAGCUCGCUCAAGCACAUGCUACAGCUCCGCCUCUCGAGUGUGCGCGACUUUGCCAUUUCCGCCGUAUGGUGCGGCGACGCAAGUGCCAACUUGGCCAAUUACACGCUCGUCGUCUACGGUGCUACAUGGAUCUGUACCGCGCGUCCGCUUUCAGCCGCGCCAGACAUCCAAACUGACAUGGACAUGUCUGACCAUCCCACCUCGAUCGCCUCUGACGCUUCGUCUACUACGUUCAAAUGGACCGUAAAAACCACGGCCAAGUACCAACCGCUCCUACUCGUCGCUCAGUUACCGCUCCAACCCGCCGACGCUGCGCACCUCGUGGUCGUCGAAAGACCUUACUUCGAGCUCGCCAAGAAGUUGCCCGCCGCCUUCCACCGCGGUGCUCGCUACGGCGCCUAA
Mycosarcoma maydis (corn smut) is the source of this 3099-nucleotide messenger RNA. RefSeq lists its product as uncharacterized. Gene Ontology annotation, molecular function: RNA binding; protein binding. Gene Ontology annotation, cellular component: t-UTP complex; 90S preribosome; small-subunit processome. The transcript has a single exon. Bases 1 to 3099 code for a protein of 1032 amino acids. Lineage: Eukaryota; Fungi; Basidiomycota; Ustilaginomycetes; Ustilaginales. The record is from RefSeq and is a predicted model, not a curated record. Gene Ontology annotation, biological process: maturation of SSU-rRNA from tricistronic rRNA transcript (SSU-rRNA, 5.8S rRNA, LSU-rRNA).